Messenger RNA from Procambarus clarkii (red swamp crayfish), 673 nucleotides. Lineage: Eukaryota; Metazoa; Arthropoda; Malacostraca; Decapoda; Cambaridae. The record is from RefSeq and is a predicted model, not a curated record.
UACCAGGUGAAGAUGACUCUAACCCAUCCUCAUUACCAGGUGAAGAUGACCCUAACCCAUCCUCAUUACCAGGUGAAGAUGACCCUAACCCAUCCUCAUUACCAGGUGAAAAUGACCCUAACCCAUCCUCAUUACCAGGUGAAGAUGACCCUAACCCAUCCUCAUUACCAGGUGAAGAUGACCCACAAAGCCAGGACACGGUGGGAGGCGGAUUAUCAGCUGAUUGACAACGAAGGCCUCUUCCAGGAGUACCUGGAGAUGGUGUUGCAGUUUGGGUUUAUCACCAUCUUCGUGGCAGCAUUUCCCCUGGCACCACUGUUUGCUCUUCUUAACAAUUGGGUGGAGAUAAGAUUGGAUGCUCAGAAGUUUGUGUGCGAGACGCGGCGAGCGGUGUCGGAGCGGGCCCAGAACAUCAGUAUCUGGUUCACUAUUCUUAUUCUUAUUCUGGUAUAAAUUUACAGUACUAUACAGUACUAACAAGUUAAAGAUUACCGAUACAUUCAAUGUAAAUAUUCUUAAUAAACUAGUAUAUUUGAUAUUUUAAUGAUUGCAACUACUCGAGCCAAACAAAAAAAGAAUGAUCUCUUAAAUAGUCACAUUAGUAUUUUAGGUUUGUGCUAUUUUCAUCAAAUAAGUAUCACAAUGUUUCCCAGUGGAGAUAUGUUUAAAAUAC